CAUGGGGACGCUGGCGCAUGGCGCUUAACUCGGAACUCUGUGACAGCGUCACUUCUGCGAAGACGUCUGAGGAUCGUCAAUCCUACAAUACUAAUAAAAUACCCAAAGGUUAUACUACCGAUCCGAGGAUGCUUCUUAUGAUGUCAUCGCGUGACUUCACCAACAUCAGUCCACUUCCAGAAUCCCAAUUCCUGUACUACGGCAUUCCCCGCAUUGACAGCCGCGCCGCGCCCUGCCGGAAGUGGUCGGUACGCAGCGGCACCUCAUUCAUCCGUCGAUCGGACAGUGCUAGCUACCAAGUUCUCUACUGUAACCGUGGAGAUCAUCGGAAAUAA
Messenger RNA from Mya arenaria, 335 nucleotides. RefSeq lists its product as uncharacterized. Lineage: Eukaryota; Metazoa; Mollusca; Bivalvia; Myida; Myidae. Bases 18 to 335 code for a protein of 105 amino acids. The record is from RefSeq and is a predicted model, not a curated record. The transcript is spliced from 2 exons.